Molecule: messenger RNA, 1770 nt
Organism: Rhopalosiphum maidis (corn leaf aphid)
Lineage: Eukaryota; Metazoa; Arthropoda; Insecta; Hemiptera; Aphididae
Product: probable methylthioribulose-1-phosphate dehydratase
Exons: 11
Coding region: 279-1616 (445 amino acids)
Cellular component (GO): cytoplasm
Molecular function (GO): methylthioribulose 1-phosphate dehydratase activity; metal ion binding
Source: RefSeq, a predicted model, not a curated record
UUGCUGUUUAGGUGAGUUAAGGUAAUCUUUUUCGUUAUUCGAGUUUUCCUAUGGUUAAUUGAUGUAGUCUUUGCUGAUGAUUGCGAAUUCUGAGUAAUACAUUAGUGAUUUACUAAAUGUGUAGGUAUCAUUUUGAGAUCUGAAUGAUCUUCUAGUGUUUAAUUAGUUAUUUUUAAAGUGUUUAAGGUGUACUACUAUUAGCGUACGUUAAUCUAAACAGUAAACAAAAUCUUUACAAAUCGUCCAUUCAUCGUUUUCAAAUAAUCCAUCAAUAUUCAAUGAAAGAAAUGAAAAAAAAUGAUGAUACUAAAAAAAGCCGCUAUGGUCGAAUAUCUAACAAGAGAAAAUUUAAUGAAGAGCUCGAUUUAUCUCUGGGUGAGUCCUAUCGCGAAAUAAAUUUUAUAUUGAACAAAAAAAACAAUGGAAAAUCCUCUCCAACAGCUUCAAAUAAUACGAGUAAUGGAAAAAGAAAUGUAUUUAAUAUUGGUGACAUGGUGUGGGCUAAGACAGGGAAGUAUCCAGUAUGGCCAGGAAUUGUAAUUACAGACCCGGAGACAAAUAAGUUUUCCAAAAAUAAGAAUAUGGUACCUAUGUUGCACAUCUACUACUGUAAUGACGCUUAUAAAAGAAAUUGGAUAAAAAUGAAACAAAUUUCAAAAUUCUCUGGUAAAGAAGAAAUAUUAGCUGAAAUUCCAAAAAUAUUAACUCAAGUUUCACGGAGUAAAUUAAAAAUUAAAUGGAAUCAAGCCGUAGAGGAAGCUGAGUUUUUAGCAGCAUUAAAUAGAGACCAGCGUAUAAGCUCAUUUUUUGCUAACAAAUUUUUAGCAUCUAAUUCAUCAUUGAAUAACGAGGCAGGAUCAUCAUCCACUGAACAGGCCGCUGUUCCUAACCAGCAACCUAAUGUGUUAGAAACAAAUUAUAAUGGUGAUCAACUGCUGCAAGAUAGAUCUAAUCACGAGGAACAAAUAUUGAUUGAGAAUGGUUCAAAAGAUCACCCUCGUCAUUUGAUUCCUGAAUUAUGCCGACAAUUCUAUACUAAUGGAUGGGUUACCGGUACCGGUGGUGGAAUAAGCAUUAAACACAAUGAUCAAAUUUUUAUUGCACCAUCUGGUGUUCAAAAAGAAAGAAUUGAGCCUGACGAUUUAUUUGUUCAAAAUUUAAAUGGCGAAGAUAUUAUAGUUCCAAAAGCAGAUAAAAAAUUAUCAAAAAGCCAGUGCACUCCAAUAUUUAUGUGUUCUUAUAAUGAGCGUAAUGCAGGAGCUGUGAUACAUGUACAUUCACAAGAAGUAGUUAAAUUAUGUUUGUUAAAUCCAGAAAAUGAAAUAAGAAUCACUGGUUUAGAAAUGAUCAAAGGAAUUUUUAAUGAAAAAACGGGAAAAUUCUAUGAUAACGACGAAGAGCUUGUCAUACCAAUAAUUGAUAAUUCAAAGUAUGAGAGAGAUUUAGUUGACACUUUUAAAAUGGCCCUGAUAAAAUAUCCCAGCACUUCUGCAGUUUUGGUCCGCAACCAUGGAAUGUACGUUUGGGGCAGUGAUUGGAAGUCGGCUAAAACACAGUUGGAAUGUUAUGAAUAUUUAUUCAAAAUAGCAAUUUUCAAAAAAAUAAAUAAUGUUUAAUAAAAUUAUACUCAUACUUGUAGACUUGACCCUUAAUGGAAAGCAAUUGGGAGCUAUCCAGGGGCUAUUGAAGAUAAACUAUUUUAUUUAAUUAUUUUCAGACUAAAUCUAUGUCUUGUGUAUUAUUUGAUAAUAUAAAAAGGUCUUGUCAAAA